CCGAAGAAAGGCUUCUGUGGAAAUUUGUGGGACAUUUAGAAGGGAUCGUAUUAGAUUCGCUAGUUGAUAUAAAUUAUUCCUUCUCCUCAUUGGUAGUAAUUCCUAUGAGAUAGCAAUGUCAUCUGGCUGUUGUGGAACCAAAAAAACUAAAAUGAAUGGCAACGGGCAGGUGUGCUGCUACAACAGUUCCACCAAUCAUUCAUCUCAAUCGAACCAUGCAAGUGCCUCCAGCAAUGGCCGUGUCCGCAACGGCCUCAUUCCUGUGGCGUGCCCUGAGAUGUGCUUCUAUUGUUUUGAUGUCCUGCACAGCCAUCUGCACUCCCUGGACCCCCCUCCACUGCCUGACUUCACCAAUGAUCCAUAUCCCCUGUUUGUGACGUGGACCUCUGGACGGGACCACAGAUUACGAGGCUGCAUGGGCACCUUCAGCCAUAUCAACUUGCACGCUGGCUUGAGAGAAUACGCUGCUACCAGUGCCUUCAAGGACUCGCGCUUCCAGCCCAUUGCCCCUGAAGAGCUGCCGCGGCUGUCGGUGUCCGUGUCGAUCCUGCGGGAGUUCGAGGAGGGGCGCGACUACCGCGACUGGGACAUCGGCACCCACGGCAUCAGGAUCGAGUUCUUCAACGAGAGAGGAGCCAAGCGCACAGCCACCUACCUGCCUGAAGUUGCGCCUGAGCAGGGCUGGGAUCACGACCGAACCAUCGACUCACUGCUGCGCAAGGGCGGCUACAAAGGCAGCGUCACGGCAGAGAUGCGUCGCAGCCUCAAGCUCACCAGAUAUCAGAGCGAAAAAAUAUCCAUCUCUUAUUCUGAGUACAUGAACUACUGGCGCAGUCGGCGCUGCUAGCAGUCACUGGAUGGGGAGGUGUGGGGACAAAACGAAAGCCUCCCCAAGGCCUCGCCUUGCAAGGCUGCCCCUGAGGACCAUUGGCCACAUAAAGUAGACCAGGCCUAUAGGCCUAAAGAAGAUGAUGCCACCUUGCUGACCCCAUUCCUUUUGGAAGACGUUCCUUACUGCAGCAGUUCUGUAGUGCCGCAUGCUUCAGGUAUUUUGGACCCUGACACGCAAGCCUUAGCUCAUUGGACUGGACCACCACCACCUGCUGCUGCUGCUCUCGCUUGGUCCUUGGCUUCGGGUACUUGCCCUCAAGUUGCUUGGACUCUCGCUUCAGGAUCUUGUCCUGCUACGGGUGUCGCACAAGCAGCGGGUGUCCCAGUUCUUUACACAUCAAUAAAUCCUUCAGAAUCUCUGCAGCCUCGUCCACUCGUCUUGCCUAACAGUGUUAGUGAAGUAUCUAGUGACACAACCAGACUAGGGCCACCGCAGGAUGUUAGUAUUGCCGUCCCUCUUUUUCCCGAUGAUCUUAGUGGCCCAUGGACAGCCAUUGAAGAUUCUAGUGAAGCGGGCUCUAAAAACGCGUCAACUGUCUUGCAAUUGCUUUCUUUGGGGCCUGCUGACGACAACACGUUGCCUUUGUCUGACAUUGGAAGAUCCAAUAAUGUCAAUCAUGUAAAUGUUUUACCGUGGCCAUCUGCUUUGACUUCAAACAGCUGCGGAAACUCCAGUGCUUUGGAGUCUUCUGGAGCAUCGAACAGUUAUGUCUCUGCUGACCCAUACAGCGCCAGCGCCAUCAGCUCUUUACACGGAGUUCCCUGUCAGAAACUCGCCGCGCAUGCCUUAGCUUCCUACGCUCCCAACGCCUUCUUGUCUGAGAUCCCAAACUGCGUCCGAGGCGACGGUGGUAUUGAUGUUGAACGGAACUGUGGCACAGCAGCUGAAAGUGAUCACUACGGGGGUGUGAACCUUGUGCCUGACCAUCAGUCUAGCGCCACUAGGGAAAUGAAUGGCAGCAGAAUCGACGGUGCCAUUCUUUCGUGCCGGCCGAUGUUGCUUCCUAGGGCUUCCAUUUCACCUCGGCACGAGGAAAUUUCCGAGGCUUCUUAUCUGCGCCAAUCAAAUCCUCAGCCUGACGUUUUUCAGCCUUAUUUCUGGUCAGGUUCUGCUCCCCACGUCAGUUUGCCCCACCGUCCAGGCCGGCCGGCCGCCCUCACCCCGUCCUUGUCAGAGACUUGCGUGCGUCUGCCGCCCCUGUCACCCCCGUGCGUGGGUUUCUUCCCGGCUCCCAGAGAACAGAGGCCUGUGUACUCCCAGGGACCAUCGCAAUCACUCCCCUACAAAGAUGGCACCACCUCUGCAUCUCAAUUACCCUCUAUACUCAGUGGCCCUGAGAAUAUAUUGCAGUCUUUGGCUGUUCCUCCUGUGUACUACGGCGCCACUGCCAUGCCCUCCACCACUGCUGGGGCUGGGGUGCAGUGGCAUGGUUACUGCAACGGUUUGCUGCUUGUCGGCAACUGCGAUGGAGCACCUGAUGCCGGCGGAAGUAGAGGCCUCGCGCACAAAGUCUUUCCAAACAAACUCCUCGCAAACCUCGUCUGCGGAUUUCUUCACUCUUGAUAAGAGCCAAAUUCUAGGGGACCAUCAACUGUAUGUGAGAGCUGAGCUUUGGUAUUUAGGUUUCAUAUUUUGUCCAAACUGUUUACCUUACUACCAUCAACAGAGUCACGGUUGUGCUUUUGAUUUAGCUAUUCAUGAAGAGUAUGAUACCGACUGCGGCGUGGAAGCUUAUUUCUCCAACUCAGGGAGGGGGCGAAUAAUCACAGAUUGAUUUCACGUAAUUUCUGAGUACACUGCUGUUAUCACUGAUGCCUUUAGGCAGGCGCCGUCGUCUAAUAUCUGAUGUUUUAGGAUAAAAAUUCUUACAUAACAAAUGGUAUUUAAUUUUGAUAUCUUAUUGUUCAAGGGAGGCUGUUGUGGUUAUGGACGACCUAGAAAACGGAAUUUGUGUUAUAAAGGGGGCAUGUUUAAUAGUCUCGCUGACCUUUCACAGUCUUACUGUUCGGUUAUGGUCUUACUGUUCGGUCAUAGUUUUUCUGAUCAUUUAGGUCCCGAUGGACAUUUAGAGUCGUUCGUAAUGCAGCAAAUAAAUUUGAGAUAUGGACGAUGUGGACAAGAGGUGCCUACGUUGCUACCACUUCAAAACUCACUGUGAUCUAAGCAGGUUUCGGGACAAUAUUGUUAAAAUUGUGAUAAUCUGUCAGUUGGUAGACUUGUUGGCGAUGUCUGCCGUGAAGCUCCAUGCUUCACAUUCGCAAAUCCAGAAGAUUCCUAGUUUUUCUUCGAUUUCGACACUUUCUAAUACGAGCAAAGCUAUGGCUCUAAAAGUGAAAAUUUACGUUUGUUGCUUCUAUUCUGUAAUCGUAAGUGAUUUUUUGGCCUUGUUAUUUCCUGAUAACCAAAUUAUUUCCAAAUUAUUUCCGUUUGCUCGAUGUGCCUUCGAGUUUAGCGCAUCAACUGUUCUGACUAAAUUCGAACCUGUCCUGCACACCUUAGUUUCAAUGCAAGGAGCAGCAUUGCGGAAAAGAUGACAGUAGUAAAGAGUGUAGGUAGAUUCUGCCUUAAUAUUGCCUCUUGGUUCUUCGGUGAGAGGAAUCAGUACAGCUUCCUGUGCGAGUGUAGAGCGCCAUUUUCUACAGUGUUACCUCCUGGAAAAACUUUGUUCGCGAUGAGGAAAAUAUCAAGAUAACAGAAUGAUUCAUUAAUAUAACACCAUAGAUAGCGGGAUGAACACUUUUCCCCAUUAGUGUCGGGUUGUUUUAGGACACUCCUAUUUAAUCGGAGAACGAUUUGUGAAAGGCGUAUGUAAAUACUUCCGCGUAAUCAGAAGUUCGAAAUUGGUUUAUGUAAUUGUGAAGAAAUGGAAACCUUUCAAGAUACAGUUGAAGAUGUCAGAUAGAAAUUGUUUGCCUGAUAGCUUAAUUAAACAAAGGAGAUUGUAAUUUGUAGCGGAUGUGCGCUGUGUGAUAGCCUUGCUGUUCAGUGGGGACUAACGCAAGUCAUGUAGCGGUAGCAGUGUAUAGAUUGUGCUGCGUUUUGAAGAGAGAGUUUGAUUCAGUGCGUGUUCGGUGAUUACAUGGUUAUUAUAUAACUAAGAUUGGUGAUAAUGAGAAAUGGUCUGUCUGCUCCUGGCCCGACUUCUUUCUGACAAGAAACAUGUUCUUCAUUACUAACAGGAAAUGUGUUUCCUUCAUAAUUACUAAGAUAAAACAUUUCAAACGUAAAACUACCCGCUUCUUAUUUUGUGGUGUUUAAUUGCGAGGGCCAAAUUUAAUUUCCUUCGGGCUCUCUGAAAUUAAAUGAACUUUAACUUAAGUAGUUACUAGUAUGUUGUAAAAUCCUUGCGCCUAUUUUCUGUUGUGAUACGAGUUGUUCUGCUACAGGUUGUCUUCGUGAACGUCUUUGACCUUUUUUUGUUCUCCGCAUUCGAACUUUUCAAAGGAUUGUUUUGUGUUACAAAUCAACAAAGAAAGAGAAUGACGAUCAAUGAUUAGUAUACGAAUAUCGUUAGAUCUUCGAACGCGAUGUGUAUCUUUCCUCAUUCAUUUAUGAUUAUUAAUGUAGUUCUGAACUGUAUAUUAUUUAACAUCACUAUUUAUCAAAAAUAUGAGUUAUUGGCGUGUAUCAUCCAAAUUAGACAAGGCGAUCAAUGGUCUCACCUCAAACAGUGAUUUUUAAUUAAUAUAAAAACUUUUUCAAAAUUGUUGAUUAUUUUAUGUUCGUUAAUUCACUAACUUAUCUUGGCACGAAAGAAGUGUACCCAAAAUAUCUGCGUGUUAAUAGUUCACUUUUUGAAUCGCGAGGACUGCUAACUUGGAUUUGGUGUGGCGUUCGUACGUCGAUCUCACCAUACGAAUAGAUUUAUAUGCAUAACUCGUAUGUUUCUGUGCUCGAAUGGAUGUUUGUCUUGUGUAUGAAUAUUUCCAUGUCUAUUGACUUUCAAACGGUAUGAUUUUUUUUGCAAGGAGUCUUUUUUCUUAUAUUUCUAAACGCGGACUAUGACGUUAGUUUGUAAGUUACUGCUUUCGGUUGUAUUACGUCUGAAUGAUUUCCCAACGAACAUUUUCCUAAUUACUUUAUUUUCAAAUCUUCGGGUCUCACGCAUGGUGAGUGAAGUAGGUUUUUGAACAGAAAUUUUUACUGGGAAGAAGAGCAUUAAUUUAACCUUCGUGUUUGCCCGCUUCAAUCAAACUUACCUUGAAAAUUUCUAUUUCCUUUAUACGUAUUGCUUUGUUCCACGCGGCAAUAAGGAGGAUGAGUUGACAAAUCCUAGACUGUGCUGCUAUCAAGACUGAUGAGGAAUGUACGAUCAAGCGUACUGGAGUCACAGGAGUCAAUGCUGUAGGGCUUGCCACUGACGAACCGCAUCAUCUGUGCAGUACAGUCGCUAUAAACCACUCAUAUCUGUGCAGUACAGUCGCUACAAACCACUCUCAUCUCUGCAGUACAGUCGCUAUAAACCACUCUCACCUGUGCAGUACAGUCGCUACAAACCACUCUCGCCCCAAAUCUUCCUCUCGCUUAGUACUCUGCAGACCGGCAUAGCGGGCACGGUCCAGCGUGUAUGUGGUGCGCAAGAAGCCGUGUUACAAUCUGCGUCGUACUCAAUUGACGACCAGGCGAGACUAAGCAAUGUAAAGCUUCACUUGAACUCAAGAAUGAAAUGAAUCGCAUUUCUUAAGGGAAGUAUGAAUGUUCGUGUUGGCUUGAUUUGGAUUAGCUCAGUUAGCAAUCGAUUAACAGUUGCUCGUUCGGAGACUGAGAUUUAUUCCUGCACUCGGUGCGAUGUGUCCGUGCCGGUUUGAUUGAAAAUGUUGGGCAACGAUUAAUGCGGCGUGGUCAUGACAGGCUAAUGGCGGCAGCUCGUGUGUAUUAUUGUAUCGAACUUGCAUUAAAACAGCGUUUAUAAUGGACACUAGUAAGUUCGAAGCGAGCCUGAUGUUACAACAGCGUUUUAGAAAUAGACACUAGUAGGUUAGUCGGCUGUGUCACACUAGGAGAAAUGGAUCCGCCAUAUUGUUUAGAAAAUGACACUGAUAUGUGCUUCUCCUGCGCCGUACUGGGCCAGGAGAAUUCGCUCAAGCGCAAAAAGUGCAUCUCUAUUCUGAAUAAGUCUCAAAAUUUCGAAAAAUCUGAAUGCAUGUAGGUAUACAUUCUGGAAUCACGCAUUGCGGGGCCGUCACUUACGCCGCUAAUUUUGCGUGGUGGCUCCGUGCAAACUGGUCAGUCUACGCUCGACUCGAUAUAUCGCGUGUAAUACGUGCUCAGGUUCAAGCGCACUGAGAGGGUUAGAGUGCACUGCUAGGGUUAAAGUGCAAUACAAGGGUUAAUGUGCACUGCUCUAGUGUCAUAUUUGUAAGAGUUAACCUAGCUUAGUGCGGUGUAGAUUUAGGAAUCGUACGCCCAUUGGACAAAAACUUUGAUAUUCCAGAGUUUAUUCGUCCAGUCUGCAUUCACUGCCAUUAGCUCCCUAAGAUGUAAUGUAUCACGUCUCCUUCACGCCUCAGCUUCCCAUGCCAGUUAGCAUCUCCACAUUUACGCUCUUAUCCCAUUUUCGGAGCGUGCUAAUGCAAGCUCUGUCCUGUACACUAGUGAUUUGCUCUACCCAUUCUUCUAUCUACGUUUCCGUGAAGUGAUAAGAUAUAAUUACCUAACACUAACAACAUAUGUGAAUUGACGUAAUGUGAGCGCGAUGCAUCUAUGCUUUCAUAGCUAAAGCCGUGAUGCGCUCAUGGUGAGAUGAUGCUUCAUACGAAUGAAAUGAAGUUUUGGUACAUAAAAGUGAUGUAUUUACGGUGUCAAGUGAUGCUAUUUGGAAGUUCAUGUAGCGAUGUUGUGGUAGAGUUUUUACGAUAACGCGAUUCUAUCAGACCGUCGUGUUAACUUGGGUUUUCGUGGAGGCAUGAUUAAUAUGAUCCUCGAUAAGGUAUUCACGAAUUUUAUUGAAAACUUCAGGUGGGGAGAUCGUGGAGCUUAACACGUGUUCGUGCCUGUGCUGCUUUUUGCCAGAAGACCUGGCAAAUAAUCCAAGUCUUUUGAUCGAGGGGCCUUUUUUCAACUUUCUUCGUCGGAAACGGAAUGACGUUUCCAAUUCACGUGUAUUUUUCAUCAUGAAGUUUUUUCUAAAUUGAAUCUUGAUGCGUUGGAAGUAUGAUGAUAUUCUGGGCGAAUUUUGUCAUCUUUUCUCAGAAGUUUGAAUACAAAUUUUCUUGCGGUUUUUGAACUGUUUGAGGCUCCGAUACAAAAGAGUCUAAAUGUUAUUGUGCAAGCGCUUGCUCCUUAAGACCUUGCGAGCUGAAGUUACGUAUUGUACCGGCUUUUAUUAAACCAUUGAACGCCAUUCAUCUGCUGUAGAACUACAAUUUACCUAAUUGUAAUUGUAAUCUUAUUCGUUGUAAUUGGUCGGGUAAGGAUUUUCAAUUAGUGGACACUAUCUUAUUCUAAAUUAUAAGGCGAAAAAAAAACACAAAAAUAUUGUUGGUAAAUUUUUGUUCGCAUUUAAGGGUAUUAUUAAAUCUGAAGCUUAUCUUGAUAAUCCAGCUGGAGACGCUCAGAUGGUCCAGCUGUUGCUGCAGUGCUGGUCCAGCUGUUGCAGCAGUGCUGGUCCAGCUGUUGCUGCAGUGCUGGUCCAGCAAUGAAAGCUGCUGAUUUUCUCGUUGGCUAAGCACGUUCUAAAAUAAGAUAUGUAAUAGCUUAACGCUAAUUGGUGUGACCUAACCUAAAUUAGAGGAGUUUUUAUGCUUUGUUAGUUCUGUUGAUUUCAGAAAUGCGAUUAUUGGACAUAAUUCUAAAUACUAAUCAUUAAUACUUAACAUUUAUCAAUCAUCUACUUCAUGUACGAAUGUUCAUAAAUUUCUUGAUUUCUUACGUCGAAUGCGUGUGCGGUUAUUGCCUGACGUGCUAUUAAUUUAUUUAACUACUUCACAAAGAUAUCAGUUGAUCUUAAACAACAAGAGCGACAAGCGACUUGACAUGCGGUAGCGACACACGGACGCUUUGUAGCGUGCUUCGGGACGCUGUGCGAUUUGCCGUGCGUGAAUCGCUGUGCAGUGUGCCGUGCGUGAAUCGCUGUGCGAUUUGCCGUGCGUGAAUCGCUGUGCGAUUUGCCGUGUGUGAAUCACUGUGCUGUGUGCCGUGCGUGAAUGCUAUGGCAUAAAUGUCAGAGAUGUUGGACUCCUGUGCUUAUUGACGGUAUCUUGUAUACUUGCAGUGCUGCUCUGUGCCGGCAGCACAGCGUCCACACAGCAUCCAUUGUCACAGCACACAGGGACCACUCACGCUUCACACGCAUGCACCACACGCAAACACACCACACACGCGCACCACAUCCGCAUGAAUUGAACAGAUAUGAUGUGAUCACUUCAUUGUUAGGUUUGUUUGAUUUAUAACGAGCGUCGUUUUGCUGCUAAUAUUGCUUGCUUUGAGUUAAAUAGAGGGUAAUAUUGAUUAUAUAUUGAUUCACAUUUACGAUCAUUGUGGAGCGACACGAGGCGUGCUUUUCGUGCUCUCGUAUGUUGAGUGAUUGCGUAAUGCAAUUAAUGCGUCAGUACCGCCUCAAUGCCGAGUACUAUUAUAACCUUCAUCGUUGAUAUCAUCUACAUUGUUAUCAUUUCUGUAACAACCAUUCUUACCGACACGAUGAUCGCGCGGGAUAGUGUGUAACGUGACAUGGUCAUGAUGACGUCAAGUCACUGCGGUGACGUGCCUUGCAUAUACACGUCUGAAUGACGAUAGCUUUGCUGUGAUACUCUGCACGAGCGUCUCUUCAUGUAUUGUUUAUACAUAUGUAUUAUAUACAUCAAUCUAUGUGUAUAUGUGCUUUUAUAUGUAUGAAGGAAUUACAAUGUAUUUACAUUUCUAUAUGCCUUCACUUGUGAACGGGAUUCCCUACGCUACUUGUUUUGAAAGAGGAUCAUACAUUCCUGGACAUCAAUGGGAUGUAGUUGUGGGCCAUGGAACGAAUCUUUAUUAAUGAAGAGAUACGUUUCAUUACAUUUUUCCAUGUUUACAAUAUCUACCUUUAAUAUCAUUGUUCAUUUACAUCAGAGCCUGGGCCCAGAUUAUCUAAGCUAUUCACGGUGGUCAUAUGCCCGGGUUCUCGCUGCCUGAGUGCGAUGUCGUCAAACUCGUAGAAAUGAUCUUUGAGAAUCCGGCCUGGUGUUCAUCUUACAGAGACCAGGCAUUGAUGUAACGUUUGUUUAUAUCCACACUUGAAUUUUACUUUGUAAAUUGCGAAUAUAUUGGAGAAUCUGCAGAACUGGAGCUGUGCUCGUUGUGCGUUGCUUCCGCCCUGUGUUAAUUAAAGAGUUCAGUUUUUUUGCACACCUGCUGCAGCGCAAUAUCGAUCAUAAUCGAAAUAUAGUCAAUUUCAAGCGUAGUUUGAAAUUUUUCUAACAGUUACAACAGUUUUUCCCUAACCGUUACAUCGACAAUGCCAUCGGCCACUUCAGGAUAGCAACAUUGUAGAGACGCUCGUGCAAGCAGCUUACAUAGGCUGCGUCUGUGUCAUCUUAAGAUCUAGCGCACUGUGAUCAACAACAAUGUACAUACAGCGUUCUUUUGAUACUUCCACGAGCAGCUGCUUUGUAUAUAACCAACGAAUCUUUUAUAUAACAACACGCUUAGCGGAUGUAUCUUAUUUAUAAAUGCGUAGUGUAUCUUUUAUUAGGGUUGUUCUGUAAUAUCCUGUUUGAACGUUAGUUGGUGCCUGAAAUGUCCAGUGAAUCGUACGCGCUUCAUUUACAUCUAGUGUGAAGUUGGCUCAACGUAAAAUCGCGUGCUUCACUCGAUUUUAUCGUGUUAGUUUCGGGUCUUGAUGAGGUUUUUUGGGUUCUGCGCUUCUGCUGACAAUCUUUUAGGCUCAUUCGGUUCUGAAGUUCAAGGUCUUUAUCCUAGUUGGAAGAUAACGUUUUGGGGAGAUUGCCGUCACACAUCUGAUUAAGGCAUGCUCGUGACUAACUGGUAACACGCAGUGAUUAUCUUUAAUUUGUAUUCUAUCUCUCAGUUUAAGAAAACUAACUUGCUAUUAACGAUAACACACUUGGUCCAAAUUUAAUACCUCUGGCAGUUACUUUAGAUACUUUUUCAGAGCAUGCAUUCCGUUCUUCUUUACAGUAUUUUUUCCUUUCAUUUAAUCUUUUGACUAAAUGGAAACCUGGUGUGCAAUAGUAAAUCUUUUGACUUGCAGUAUCUGCCGGUAAGGAGGUGAUUUCUUCGAAGAUUCAUUUCACGUUAAGAUUAAACUCGUCGAACUCUGAAUUGAUUUGUGCUUGUAACUCCGUUGUCAAACGAGUCUUUUUUGCUCUCCUUUGUUAUUCAAUAGUUAUUAUCCUGUAUUUCGCCACGAGUAUUAUAUAUUUCGCGUCUAAGCAUCUAAUAUUAGUGAACCGUCCUGGUAAAAUCUACCUAAUAUUUGAUAUUCUUUUUGUUUGUAUUGUGUAUACAAUAUUUAAAUGUGCAUAAGAAGCUUAUGGUAAUCUUUUUUUACUAAUCGAUAUUCGGCAUGAGACCCACUUCCAACAUUGUCUUCAACAACAUCAUCCAGUAUCCAUGCUUGGAGUUGUCAUUACGUCAAAAUAUCGAUAGUGUUGACAAUUUACAGGGAAUGUCAGUUUCCCGGCAUACCACUUUUCAUUGGUCGCUUGUAAAAAAAGUUUUACCUUAUCGUAGUUUUGUCGUCGUGAUUGUUGGUCUUUUUUGCCAGUAAAUUUCGGUCUCUUGCUCUCCUGCAACAUCACGCUUCUAUCAAAUUAAGAUAACUAUUUACAUGAUCAUCGCUGGUGCCAGCACAUGCCAUCGAGACGGCAUACAUGCGUCGAUUCUUAUAAACGAGUACGAUGAUCGUGAAUUAUACGGCGGUUGUAAAUUUACUGUUCACAAAUGCGAUAUCCGGUCAGUACAGAUCUUAAUUAAUAAUGUAAACCGAACCAUAUUAACCAUUGAGUAAAAAGCCGAACCUCUCGAUUGUCAUUGUGAGGAUCAUCGAAAUUUACGACCAUCGUAUAGCCUGAUAUUGCAUUAGGAUUUACGGGGGAAUAUGGUAACAUGAGCGUAGUUGAAGGUGCAGUAUAUUACGCAGGUCAUUCCAGCAUUUCAUGUUUUGAGGUUAUUUUCGUCUGCAUGGAUGAUAUCUCUCGACCUGUGAUUCACUGACUAGAAACAGGAAAACUAAUUUAACUUUCCGGCAAAUAUCUCCGAGUAAUGUUUUCUUGCUUGCACUAUGACGUGAAAAGCGUUUAGGAAUUUGCUUAUUGGAUCUAUGGAAGUAUUUAAAUAAUUUUUCGCAUAUUUUUGUCCAAAUUAUUAAGAAUGUGGCCAAUAAACUAACUAACUACCACUCUCUCCUAUUGCAGCGACUUGCAUGCGUUCAAAUGAGCAAUGUCGCAACUUUAUUCAUCUCCACAAAGUCUGUUCAGCGCCUGCGUGACGUCGUACUGACAAGCAAUGUGCACGCUGUGACCACUUCUCUUAGCUGUACUUUACUAGUGCGUAUCUUAUAAAAGCACAUUAAGGAUUGAUCCGUUUUCGGUAUAAGUGGUGUUUUGCAAUGUGUGAAAGAUUCAGUUCAUAAAAUUUUCGUUAAAA
Hyalella azteca is the source of this 11479-nucleotide messenger RNA. RefSeq names its product AMMECR1-like protein. The transcript has 6 exons. NCBI's taxonomy places the organism in Eukaryota, Metazoa, Arthropoda, Malacostraca, Amphipoda, Hyalellidae. The record is from RefSeq and is a predicted model, not a curated record. The coding region runs from base 116 to 847 and encodes 243 amino acids.